AUGCUAGUUGGUCGUGCAAGGUGCUUCUUUAUGGAUGACAUAUCAACAGGCCUGGAUAGCUCUACCACAUUUGAGAUUAUGACAUUUCUUGGACAAAUGGCACAUCUCAUGGAUCUUACAAUGGUUAUCUCCUUGUUACAACCAUCUCCAGAGAUAUUAGAAUUGUUUGAUGACAUAAUCCUUCUCUGUGAGGGUGAUAUUGUUUACCAUGGCGCUCGACAAAAUGUUAUUGACUUUUUCAACAACAUUGGAUUUACCUGCCCUAGCAGGAAGAAUGUAGCUGACUUCCUUCAAGAGGUUACCUUAAAAAAGUAUCAAAAGCAGUACUGGAGCGGCCUUCAAUUUUGUGGCAGGUUAUUUCAGCAAUUACUAGUGUUUUUUGCGAUGCAUCAAAUGUCACUAGGUCUUUAUCGCUUUUUAGCGACCAUUGGAAGAACACCAAUAGUAUCAAAUAUACUAGGGACGCAAGCUCUAGUUGCAAUCUUCAUACUUGGAGGCUUCAUCAUAUCAAAAGAUGACCUCCAACCAUGGUUGAGCUGGGGUUAUUGGGCUUCCCCAUUCACCUACGCCCUCAAUGCUCUAGCUUUGAACGAAUAUCUUGACAAAAGAUGGGCUAAGGAGUUCCAUUUUGAAAAUGCUAAGACUAUUGGAGAAGCUAUUCUGAAGGUCAGGGGUUUGCUCGGUGAAUGGCAAUGGUAUUGGAUUUGUGUAGUAGUUUUAUUUGGAUUUGCACUGAUCUUCAACAUCCUGAGCAUAUUGGCAUUAGAGUUCUUAAACU
Triticum urartu is the source of this 778-nucleotide messenger RNA. The record is from RefSeq and is a predicted model, not a curated record. NCBI's taxonomy places the organism in Eukaryota, Viridiplantae, Streptophyta, Magnoliopsida, Poales, Poaceae.